Messenger RNA from Pangasianodon hypophthalmus (striped catfish), 4373 nucleotides. It is a transcript of the gene ntn1b, whose product is annotated as netrin 1b. Bases 669 to 2486 code for a protein of 605 amino acids. Gene Ontology annotation, molecular function: protein binding. The transcript is spliced from 6 exons. The record is from RefSeq and is a predicted model, not a curated record. Lineage: Eukaryota; Metazoa; Chordata; Actinopteri; Siluriformes; Pangasiidae.
ACUGAGCUGAAUGACUGGAUUCUGUUCACACAGCGGCAGCAGCGAGAGUGAGACACACACUCAGAGACACACUCAGAGACACAGUGGUGUGAAUGAGUGGGGGGAGAGGGAAAGCUAUACCAGGAAAAGUAAUAGCAGGUUUUCUUUUUCAUAUCGUUGGCGUUAGGUUGAAGGGGGAAAGAGUGCGAGAUUACAACAUAUCCGGGCGAAAGUGAGUAAGAGAGUGAAAAGAACAGGGAGCGUACCCUGUAAUUUGUUUAAGCCGUUGGCCAUACUCCUCAGCCCGGUUAAAGCUGUUCCUCCGAGUGCACAUUUCCUCUCUCGACUCGGUAGAUCUCGGUCGCUUGUUAGCACACAGCAGUCGCGUGCACUUUUCUGCGUAGGCUCCGUGCCAUCGAGUGCACUUGGCAAGUGUUAGUUCUGAGAAAACUGACUCCUAUUUGAUUUGGAAUAACUUCUUAUGCUCUUAUAAGACGUCUUGGUGGUCUGCUUUUAAUGUAGAAAACACGUGCACUACAGUGACAAGUCUGCUCUCAUCUCCUGAUUGCAUGCCCGCGCGCAGAGGAACCGAUCUGACUGGAGUUUGAAAGCGCGCGCGGAGAAGCGAAACUCCUGUCUUUCUUCGCAAACGGCCGUGCGUUUAGAGCAAAGCGGACUCCUGAGGGACGAUGCUGCGGCUGUUCGUGGCUUGGAGCACUCUGGUGGCGCUGUGCGUGAUGGUGGAGGGAGCGCGCGGCGGCGGCGGCGGCGGUUACGGCAUGAGCAUGUUCGCGGCGCAGUCCUCGCCCCCCGACCCGUGCUACGAUGAGAACGGCAACCCUCGCCGCUGCAUCCCCGACUUCGUGAACGCGGCUUUCGGUAAGGACGUGCGCGCGUCCAGCACGUGCGGCACACCGGCGGCGCGCUACUGCGUGGUGAGCGAGAAGGGCGACGAGAGGACGCGCGACUGCCACACGUGCGACGCGACAGACCCGAAGAAGGCGCAUCCGGCCGCGUACCUCACCGACCUCAACAACCCGCACAACCUCACGUGCUGGCAGUCCGAGAGCUACGUGCAGCACCCGCAGAACGUCACCCUCACGCUCUCGCUGGGCAAAAAGUUCGAGGUGACCUACGUGAGCCUGCAGUUCUGCUCGCCGCGGCCCGAGUCCAUGGCCAUCUACAAGUCGAUGGACUACGGCAAGACAUGGACGCCGUUCCAGUUCUACUCGACGCAGUGCAAGAAGAUGUACAACAGACCGAGUCGCGCGGUCAUCACCAAGCAGAACGAGCAGGAGGCCAUCUGCACGGACUCGCACACGGACAUGCAGCCGCUCGCGGGCGGCCUCAUCGCGUUCAGCACUCUGGACGGCAGGCCGUCGGCGCAUGACUUCGAUAAUUCCCCCGUGCUGCAGGACUGGGUCACGGCCACUGACAUCAAGGUGACGUUCAGCCGCUUGCACACGUUCGGCGACGAGAACGAGGACGACUCGGAGCUGGCCAGGGACUCGUACUUCUACUCCGUGUCUGAUCUGCAGGUGGGUGGCCGCUGCAAGUGUAACGGGCACGCGUCGAAGUGUGUGCGCGACCGCGACGGCAACCUGGUGUGUGAGUGCAAACACAACACUGCGGGACCCGAGUGCGACAGGUGCAAACCCUUCCACUAUGACCGGCCAUGGCAGCGCGCUACAGCCAGAGAGGCCAACGAGUGCGUCGCUUGUCACUGUAACCUACAUGCACGUCGCUGUCGGUUCAAUAUGGAGCUGUAUAAGCUGUCAGGACGCAGGAGCGGAGGAGUUUGUCUCAACUGCAGACACAACACCGCCGGACGCCACUGUCACUACUGCAAAGAGGGCUACUACAGAGACAUGACUAAGCCCAUCUCCCACAGACGUGCCUGCAAAGCAUGUGACUGUCACCCAGUCGGUGCUGCAGGUAAGACCUGUAACCAGACCACAGGCCAGUGUCCGUGCAAGGAUGGUGUGACUGGUAUUACCUGCAACCGCUGUGCUAAAGGCUACCAGCAGAGUCGCUCACCCAUCGCCCCAUGCAUCAAGAUUCCAGUCGCGUCCCCCACUGCAACGUACACCAGUUCUGAAGAACCAUCAGACUGUGAAUCCCAUUGCAAGGCCUCCAAGGGGAAACUGAAGGUCACCAUGAAGAAAUAUUGCAAGAAGGACUUUGCUGUCCAAGUGCACGUGCUGAAGGGUGACAAGGCAGGCGAGUGGUGGAAGUUCACCAUUAACAUCAUCUCGGUGUACAAGCAGGGCGAGCACCGCAUCCGACGUGGCGACCAGCUACUGUGGGUGCGCGCCAAGGACGUGGCCUGCAAGUGCCCCAAGAUCAAGCCAGGCAGGAAGUACCUGUUGCUGGGCUCAGACGACGAGGACUCGCGUGGCCAAAGCGGUGUUGUGGCCGACAAGGCCAGCCUGCUCGUCCCCUGGAAGGACCAGUGGGCCCGUCGCCUCCGCAAGUUCCAGCAGCGUGACAAGAGGGGCAAGUGCUAAAGCAGCCGGCAACAGCAAUCAGCACAGGAAGGAGGGAGACGAAGGAAGGAUUGGAGGAAGGACCGAGCGCUGCUAAGCAGACUGAUAUUGCUAGCCUCUGGUAGAAACGGUUGUGAAGGAAUUCUGAUUUCACAGUUGUCUUCAGCCGUUUUUUUCAGUUUUCUUUCAGAUUUUUUUUUGUAUUGUGGAUUUUGCAGAGUUUGCACCUAAUUUUACAUAUACAGUAUGUAAAGUCAUUUUUCGAGUGAUCAGUUUGGUGUCCCUCACUCUAUUUCUUUUUAGAUAGCUUGACAUUCCCCAGCCCCCUUUUACCGAAAUUAGCUACUGUCUCACAUGUCUGGAUUGAGAAAUCAAUCCUUUUUUUAUCACCAAGCUUGUAUUAGAGUGUGCUGUUCUAUUUGUGCAAGCCACUUCCUGAUUUAGUUAUGGCAAAACUAAAGUGAUCUUUGUGGGGUUGCCGGUUUAAUUUUUUUUGUUGUUGUUGUUAAACUCGCAAGUUCAAAGAGUGAACUAACAGAGUGAACUAACAAGCUCUAUGAACCCCACUCUCAAGUAAAGCAACUCUCAAGUAAAGCGUUACGGACAAUACCUCAUUGUUUCACAUAAAGUGUGUUUAUGGAAAGUGAUAUGCCUCACUUAGUGGGAAAAUGAACCACUACUCAUUUAAGUUGAAUGUCAUUUUUGCAAUGUACAGUAUAAAAUACUUGGCCUUACUACCACACAAUAUGUAUGUAUAAAGAAAGUGUCCUCUUUAACCCAUGAUCCCUGAUUACACUUACUUAUAGCUUGUAACAGCUAACAUCUAAAUAUGUUCAAAAAUUUAAAAGUCAGAAAAUGUAGGUUCUUGUUUCAUUAGAUAUAAGGAACCCCUAAAAGGUGAGUUUAAGAUUAUAGAUAAUUACAACUGAAGCAUAAAUCUGAUCUCAUGAAGAAUUCUAAUGUAAGGGUGAUUUCCUUACAGCCUACCAAAAGUUUCUACUAUGUAGCUUUUCAUAACUUCAUUCAUAAAUUAAUACAAGACCCCACCGGUCAUGCAGUCAAAUCUCAUCCAUAAUGUAUAGCUGGAAGGUUAUAAGAAGCCUUAAGUAUAAUACAGUGUUAAGAAAAAUGCAUAUUAUUGACAAGUUGAAGACCAUAAUAACCUAUUUUGCCUUGUGUCAUAAAACAUAGCCCUAUAAUUUGCUUGGUACUUUGUGGAAGGUAUUGUCGUUUUAUUGUUAUUUGUAUAGUUGUAUAGUAUCUUUUAUAUAACAUUAACUAGAUUAUAUUCACAUUAUUAACCAGAGUGUUUAGAACCAUAAACGUAAUGUUUCAACAGAGGAGUAAGAGUGUUUGUGUUUGUUUACAUUGAUUGAUCAAAUAGAGAAGUUGUACAGUAUCUGUUAUAUGAAUGGAGUAUUCAAACACACACACACACACACACACACAAUUGCGUACACACAGCCCACGCUUAAGUUACUGUCAAACUCUGAACUCUGACAGUGGCUUAGAACUGAACAGUAAUUCUAUCUGUCAGCUAGAACAGUCACAAAAGGACGCACGGAAACUAUUUUACAUUUAGAAACAUUCUGAACCAACAUGAACAUUUUGACUAUUUCUUCAACUAUUUGGAGAAUUGUUUUCCGAACCAGGUUUUGGGUGAAGACCUAGCCAUUGUUCAUGGUCUACCUGUAAAUGACAUUUAGCUGUAUUCUUUGUUUUGUCUUAUAAUGCAUACUAAUAUAUAAUGGUUCUCAUAAAAUGAAUCUAUUUAAUGAUGCCGGAAUUGACAUGCCUUUGUUUUUAUUAUUGUUGCUACCAUGAGAUGAUCUUGUGACGUUGUAACCGUUGAACGUACAGAUAGUGAGAAAUUGGAGAUUGUUUUCAAUAAACACCCCAUAAACCCCA